CGCGCGUGGCCGCGGUGCUCUGGCCCGGGGACCACAGCGCUGUCUACCCGGACUCAGGUACGUCUCAAGUCCAAAUUCUUCAAGCAGACCCAGCGUCCAGCUCACUACAGCCACCACGACUCCCAUGGCACCCUUGUUCAGUUUACCCUGAUGCAUCAGUGAAGAAACGGGACUCGAAUUCCUCUAGAGACGCCGCCAAGGCGUAAAGGUGGUCGUGGAGGGCCAGGAGGAGGAGGCGGAGGGGAAGGAGGCGGGGGUGCAGACACCGAAGUCCUCGGAAGAUUGGUAUUGGCAGGCUGGACCGAGCGGCGAGAGGCGGGCGUCAGGUCCACGCUGUGAGCGCGCAGAGCCGGCUGGCUGGACCAGCGUGGGCACGCGGCUGGCGGGCUGGACGGCGUCCUCAGCACAAUGGUCCGGUUCCUCUUGGUUUUCUUCCCAACUCUCUUUUUGGAGAUGACUCUACUCCCCAGAGGCCCCGGCAGGAAAGUGAUGCUGGCGGGAGCCUCAUCUCAGCGCUCCGUGGCCAGAAUGGACGGAGAUGUCAUCAUCGGGGCCCUCUUCUCAGUCCAUCACCAGCCUCCGGCCGAGAAGGUGCCCGAGAGGAAGUGUGGGGAGAUUAGGGAGCAGUACGGCAUCCAAAGGGUGGAGGCCAUGUUCCACACUUUGGAUAAGAUCAACGCGGACCCAGUCCUCCUGCCCAACAUCACUCUGGGCAGUGAGAUCCGGGAUUCCUGCUGGCACUCGUCUGUGGCUCUGGAGCAGAGCAUUGAGUUCAUCAGGGACUCUCUGAUUUCCAUUCGAGAUGACAGGGACGGGCUCAACCGCUGCCUGCCGGACGGUCAGACCCUCCCCCCAGGCAGGACUAAGAAGCCCAUUGCGGGCGUGAUCGGCCCCGGCUCCAGCUCCGUCGCCAUUCAAGUACAGAACCUGCUGCAGCUCUUUGACAUCCCCCAGAUCGCGUACUCUGCCACCAGCAUCGAUCUGAGUGACAAAACUCUGUACAAAUACUUCCUGAGGGUGGUCCCUUCCGAUACUUUGCAGGCAAGGGCGAUGCUUGACAUAGUCAAGCGGUACAAUUGGACCUAUGUCUCCGCAGUCCACACGGAAGGGAAUUAUGGGGAGAGCGGAAUGGAUGCUUUCAAAGAGCUGGCCGCCCAGGAAGGCCUCUGCAUCGCCCACUCAGACAAAAUCUACAGCAACGCUGGGGAGAAGAGCUUUGACCGACUCCUGCGCAAGCUCCGAGAACGGCUUCCCAAGGCCAGAGUGGUGGUGUGCUUCUGCGAAGGGAUGACCGUCCGGGGCCUCCUGAGCGCCAUGCGGCGCCUUGGCGUCGUGGGCGAGUUCUCACUCAUCGGAAGUGAUGGAUGGGCAGACAGAGAUGAAGUCAUUGAAGGUUAUGAGGUGGAAGCCAACGGGGGAAUCACGAUAAAGCUGCAGUCUCCAGAGGUCAGGUCAUUUGAUGAUUAUUUCCUGAAACUGAGGCUGGACACUAAUACAAGGAAUCCCUGGUUCCCUGAGUUCUGGCAACAUCGGUUCCAGUGCCGCCUACCAGGACACAUUCUGGAAAACCCCAACUUUAAAAGAAUCUGCACAGGCAAUGAAAGCUUAGAAGAGAACUAUGUCCAGGACAGUAAGAUGGGGUUUGUCAUCAAUGCCAUCUACGCCAUGGCACACGGGCUACACAACAUGCACCAGGCCCUCUGCCCCGGCCACGUGGGCCUCUGUGAUGCCAUGAAGCCCAUCGAUGGCAGCAAACUCCUGGACUUCCUCAUCAAGUCCACGUUCAUCGGUGUGUCUGGAGAGGAGGUGUGGUUUGAUGAGAAAGGGGAUGCUCCUGGAAGGUAUGAUAUUAUGAAUCUGCAGUACACAGAAGCCAAUCGCUAUGACUAUGUACAUGUUGGAACUUGGCAUGAAGGGGUGUUGAACAUCGAUGAUUACAAAAUCCAAAUGAACAAGAGUGGAAUGGUACGGUCUGUAUGCAGUGAGCCUUGCUUAAAGGGUCAAAUCAAGGUCAUACGGAAAGGGGAAGUCAGUUGCUGCUGGAUUUGCACUGCCUGCAAAGAGAAUGAGUAUGUGCAAGAUGAAUUCACCUGCAAAGCUUGUGACUUGGGAUGGUGGCCCAAUGCAGAUCUGACAGGAUGUGAACCCAUUCCUGUCCGCUACCUUGAGUGGAGCAACAUAGAGUCCAUCAUAGCCAUCGCCUUUUCCUGCCUGGGCAUCCUUGUCACCUUGUUUGUCACCCUGAUCUUCGUGCUAUACCGAGACACACCUGUGGUCAAGUCCUCCAGCCGGGAGCUCUGCUACAUCAUCCUAGCUGGCAUCUUCCUUGGUUACGUCUGUCCCUUCACCCUCAUUGCCAAGCCCACCACCACCUCCUGCUACCUGCAGCGCCUCCUGGUCGGCCUCUCUUCUGCCAUGUGCUACUCCGCUUUAGUGACCAAAACCAAUCGCAUCGCACGCAUCUUGGCAGGCAGCAAGAAGAAGAUCUGCACCCGGAAGCCCAGGUUUAUGAGUGCCUGGGCCCAGGUGAUCAUUGCCUCAAUUCUGAUCAGCGUGCAGCUAACCUUGGUGAUAACCCUGAUCAUCAUGGAGCCCCCCAUGCCCAUCCUGUCCUACCCGAGCAUCAAAGAAGUCUACCUUAUCUGCAAUACCAGCAACCUGGGGGUGGUAGCCCCUUUGGGCUACAAUGGGCUCCUCAUCAUGAGCUGUACCUACUAUGCCUUCAAGACCCGCAACGUGCCCGCCAACUUCAAUGAGGCCAAGUACAUUGCCUUCACCAUGUAUACCACCUGCAUCAUCUGGCUGGCUUUCGUGCCCAUUUACUUUGGGAGCAACUACAAGAUCAUUACUACCUGCUUUGCAGUGAGCCUCAGUGUAACGGUGGCCCUGGGGUGCAUGUUCACCCCCAAGAUGUACAUCAUUAUUGCCAAACCCGAGAGGAAUGUCCGUAGUGCCUUUACCACCUCGGACGUGGUCCGCAUGCACGUCGGCGACGGCAAGCUGCCCUGCCGCUCCAACACUUUACUCAGCAUUUUCCGAAGAAAGAAACCAGGGGCGGGGAAUGCCAAUUCUAAUGGCAAGUCUGUGUCGUGGUCCGAACCAGGUGGAAGACAGGUGCCCAAAGGCCAGCACAUGUGGCAUCGCCUGUCGGUGCACGUGAAGACCAACGAGACGGCCUGCAACCAAACGGCCGUCAUCAAACCCCUCACUAAAAGUUACCAAGGCUCCGGCAAGAGCCUGACCUUCUCCGAUACCAGCACCAAGACCCUUUACAACGUGGAGGAGGAGGACGCCCCGCCGGUGCGCUUCAGCCCUCCCAGCAGUCCUUCCAGGGCGGCGCCCCGCCGCGUGCAGACCGCGGCCAGCACGCCGCCCCUGCCGCCCCACCUGACGGCCGAGGAGACCCCCCUCUUCCUGGCCGAGCCGGCCGUCCCCAAGGGCUUGCCCCCGCCCCUCCAGCAGCCGCCGCUGCCGCAGAAAUCCUUCCUGGACCAGCUGCAGGGCGUGGUCAACAAUUUGAGCGCCGGGAUCCCGGAUUUCAGCUCGGUGCUGGCGGUCCCCGGGGCCGCGGGGAACGGGGCGCGGUCCCUGUUCCCGCCCCCGGCGCCCCCGCAGCACCUGCCGCUGCUGCCGCUGCCGCUGAGCCCCUUCGCCGAGGAGCCCGCCUCGCCGCCCGGCGAGGACGACGACGAGGACGACAGCGAGAGAUUCAAGCUGCUGCAGGAGUACCUGUCGGAGCGGGAAGGGAACACGGAGGAGGACGAGCUGGAGGAGGAAGAGGAGGAGGGGGACCUGCCGGCGCCCAGCAAGCCCACCCCCGAGGCCUCGCCCGCCCUGACGCCCCCGUCCCCGUUCCGCGACUCGGUGGCCUCGGGCAGCUCGGUGCCCAGCUCCCCGGUGUCCGAGUCGGUGCUCUGCACCCCUCCCAACGUGACCUACGCCUCGGUCAUCCUGAGGGACUAUAAGCAGAGCUCGUCCACCCUGUAGGGAGGAGGUGUCCCGGGGGGAAAAGCCAGAGGUGGUCGGGCAGGGGAGCCUGAGCAUCUCCCCCGGAGAGACGUUGCGGGGGAAGCUGGGCGGGAAGCCGAGGCCGGAGGUGGAGUCAGGGAGCAAGGAUGCUACGGCUGCUGCCGCCUUAGCAAGGCCAGCGCCGGAGGUGCUGGACUCCGCAAGCCAGAAAGGAUCCAGGCAAGGAUUGUCUUGAAUUCAAAACCCUUCUCUGGGAAGAAAGGGAAUUCCGACAAAGCACAAUCCUAUGUAGUAUGUAACUUUUGUUGCAAAAAAUAAAUAAAUAAAACCAACCCACAUAAUCUCUUUGGACCGUUGCGCAUAGAUAUGCAUGCCCACCCACUUGGCCCGUUUGGAAGGGGACAGCCGGGAGGACCGCUCCGUUAAUCAUUAGCUCGUCAUCCUGGUGUUUCCAACGAGCUUGGUGGAGCCAGAUGGAGCAGGUGGGUGAAGGAGGGGAACCACCCAGAGAACGGUGAUGGACAGCAGCUCGUUCCUCAAGCCCUUCUCCCUACUGGGCCCACAGAACCCUGGUAUCCCGGGCCCUCGGGGGAACUGGCGCAGAAAGUGGGGUUCGUCUUCACCGACUGCACGCCCAUCCAGUGCCAGCCUUGCUGUAACACUUGGAGAAAGGUGCGUGGACACCUUGCUGCUCUGUGAUUUCCCUCUGUUUAGGAGAACAAGAAUAGGAGCAAAAUCAUCAACCAAAAGCGCUUCAUCAGUAGUGCUAAGGAAGGGCAGAAGGAGAAAGAGGACAGUGCAGAGGCUUGGGGCUUUCAACAAAAUCAGCUUCCCAUAUCUGAUGCUAGCUUACUGGUGAUUUCGUUAAAAAAAAAAAAAAAAAAAAGCCAGAUGAGAUUGUUCGGAGAGUAGCAGAAGAGUUUGCGGAUUUACCUGUGUGCCAAGGGGGCUCUCCUUUGCCCUUAUAUUAAAGAAAACAAACCACAUGGCAAAAUCGUUACCUUCCAUUUACUGUAGCAAAUAAUACUUACCAGUUUGAACUUCCUAAGAUGCAGUAUGUAUUUGGUGCCAUUGUUUCUCCUAUGUACUACAGAAACAAAUCUAUCUUUGAACUUAAUGGUGUACUCAUAGCAGCUAUUAUUGGUUUCAAUGACAAAUAAUUCUUUCCAAUUGUCACCGAAGUCCUUGUAACUAGCAAGUGAAUGUGAUCCUGUGUCCUUGUAUACCCGUGAUAAUAAAAACUGUGCAAUGUAAUGUCAAUCUAACUGCAACUAAAAGACUGUAUCUCCGAUAUAGUAUAGAUAUUUUUAUGUCCCAGUAAUGUUUUAUAUGCCAUUGUCAUCAAUAUCUACAGGAGCUCUUUGAAGGUUGGAGUGCUCUGGUCCAAUGUUUUUCAUAUGCUGCUCAGAUGGUCCUUCUUUUAAGAGGGAACUUAUUUUUCAGAUAUUUUAUGAUGUGGAAAUAUGUUAUUAAUGAAGUGGUUUGAAGAUUUGUUAUACUAAAAGUUCACAAAAACUGUGGGUAACAGUAAAAAGGUAGAUUUUAUAUAAUUGCACACAUCAUUAUUAAAACAUAAGAUUGAAACAGCAUUUACAUUAUUUGUUUCUUUUAUGAUUUUUUAAAAUUUUCCACUGCUACUUGAGCUUUAUGUGCUUUAAAGCAUCUAUUAACCACUGUCUUGUCAUAAUUUUUCAAAUUAUUUAUUCCUCACUUUUUGAUUUCUUUUCAUUUUUACUUCCAUGUUCUUUCAUUCAUGUAUUUUCACUGUCCUAGUUUUUCUUUUUCUUUUUGUUAUUUGUGCUGUGUAAUAUCCAUGUCUGUGUAAUCCAGUUGUUUCAUUUUUAUUCCUCCCUUUCCCCCCAAUAAAAGAGAUUUUUCUUGCUGUUUCGAUUCUUGUAUUAUUUGGGAAUGAAUCUUAUCCCCCUAAAUAUCUUUGUUUAUGCCUUAUGUUCAGUCGUUUAAUGUGCUUCCUUCAUGUUAAAGCUGCUGAUUUCUCAGCCAAAAAUUAUCUUAGACUCUUUAAAUACCCACUGCAUCAUUUGUUCAGAAUUUAACAUGCACUCCAAUGUUUGAGGCUCAUAUUUCUUAUGUCUUCCCAUAUCCUACUGCCAAGUUUAGUCAGUUUUAUAUCAAGAAUAGACUGCCUUUUCUUUUUAAAAAAAUUAUUUUAUUACACCUUUGGUAGAAAGACUCAUGACUGAAAUGUGAUUUCAGUUCCAUUUUCACUGUCAUGAGGCAGAACAAGGAAAAUGGAUGGUUCUAGUGCUUGAUAUAUGGUCUACUAAUUGGCAAACUAGCAAGGGAAAGUAUACAAUCUAAUAUUAGUGAAACAUGUUUUUUUAUCCUAAUGCCAUUGACAUCUGUUCUUAACAUCAGAACUUGUGCAUUCAGAAACUUUUAAAGUAAGAAUACAUCAGAAAAACUUCUACUAUUCAAAUACUAUGUCAGUUUGUCCUGAGGUUUUAAUCUCAGAUGUUUGGUGAAAAUAUUCAACACCAGUCACAUUAUUACUCUGAAUGCCUACAAUUACCAUGAUUAGAAGUUUUCCUAAGUACAAUAGAUUAUUAGCUCUUAAAUCAUAAUUGUUCAAAAUUGGAAAUGUACACAUAUGUAUCCUGUACAAAAAGGGCAGAAACUUUCCACCUUAAUGUAUGUGCUUAUACAAGUUGUUUAGCUUCUUGUGAAAGUGUUUCCUUUUGGCUCGUUACUGCCUUUUGUCAAAUAAUCUUGAUAAUGCUGUAUAAUAAAUAUUUUCUAUUUAU
Messenger RNA from Cervus elaphus (red deer), 6731 nucleotides. RefSeq names its product glutamate metabotropic receptor 1 (gene GRM1). Gene Ontology annotation, molecular function: adenylate cyclase inhibiting G protein-coupled glutamate receptor activity; G protein-coupled receptor activity involved in regulation of postsynaptic membrane potential. Gene Ontology annotation, cellular component: postsynaptic density membrane. Gene Ontology annotation, biological process: G protein-coupled glutamate receptor signaling pathway; regulation of synaptic transmission, glutamatergic. The record is from RefSeq and is a predicted model, not a curated record. The transcript is spliced from 9 exons. Lineage: Eukaryota; Metazoa; Chordata; Mammalia; Artiodactyla; Cervidae. The coding region runs from base 409 to 3987 and encodes 1192 amino acids.